CGAGACUUGCCUAAAGGUUUCUCACGGUUUACAAUGUUGUCACCAUGUUGUGUUUAAAAUAUUCCGUCUCAAGCGCUGGAAUCGGGUCCGGGGGACGUCCACCGCGUCUUCCUGGAUCGGACCGUUUUACUUCCUGCUUCGUGUCUGUGUCGUGUUACGAUGCGGCGCAGCAGUAGAACUCUGACAUGGACGCUUUUCCACGUGUUCCUCGGUCGGACUGACUCACGUGUCUGCCAUGUUUGUUUAUUCUCCACUUUUCAUGUUGUUUAGUGAACAGAAUUAUAGGACCACCUUCUCCCAGAAGGAAACGCCAAGCUUCUUUAAAAAAUAAAUAAAUUAAUCAGAAUAUCUCGUGUGACUGUGACGGACGACUGGAUAAAGCUGGGGAGCAACACAGCACUGUGUGUGUGGAAUAUCUCAGUAUUUUAUAUAAACCUACGGGCGAAUAUACUUUCACCUCGGACCCUUCAGCAGGUCUUCCUCCAGUCAUACGGAUGCUUUCUAAUAGAUAAACUGUGCCAUGUCAUCGGCAGGUGCUUUUCAGAAAAAAAACAAUAAUCAGUGAGAAGCUGGAGCUCUGCAUGUCACCCAGUCUGGUUUUGUUGUACCAGUUUUCUGUAACUCUCCUCUGUUAAAAAAAAAAUCUCAUUCUAUAAACCGGACACUGUACAUUACACUGGACUUUACAGUAAAAGAGUAUAUUUGUACCUAACUUGUACAUAGAGAAAGAACACACUGAAAACAGGACCAAAACCUGCUUGCUGAGGUCUCUGCAUGGAUUCUGACCCGAGACCAGGCCACUGGCCCUGACCACAACACAGCUCCAAUAAACAAGAGUCCAGACCCUUCAUGACUGCUGAUCUGUGUUUCAGUCAGAAAUGUGGAAGAGGUACGAGGAGAGACGGAACAGAGCUGUAUUUCUGCACAGAUUUGAUCAGAUCAUCAGAUUCGUAAAAAUAGAUAAACCUGAUUUAAACCAAACCAUGACUGUGUGUACAUUUAUUUAUUAUUUACAGUUAUAAAUAUCUCUCUAUCCAAUAUUAAAAAUCUUUCUUGGAAAUAUUAAGUGAAGCUGCAGGUUCAUUUGUUCAGAUGUUUCAGUCAGGUGAAGGUUUAGCAGAUCUUUCUAGAACAUAAACCCGAGUCUUCACUGAGGUCUGGGCUUCAGGUUCAGCUUCCUGGAAGUCUGAUCUCUCGGGUCAGGGCAGGAAGUCCGGCAUCACCGCUGAGUUGAAGUGGUUUUGGAAUGGGGCAGAGUUCCUCCAGUUUCUUGGGACAUUUGGAUGAAAUUUUAAGCAAAGGUUCUUUUACAACCAAUAUAUUUACAGUUGAAUAUUUCUGCUCAAUAAAUAAAUGUACACCCUGUAAUGUUUGGGUUUUUUCUCCCUAUUUAGUUGAGGAUGAAGAUCUGAUCACAUUUAAGGUGAAAUUUAUGCAGAAAUACAGAAAAAAUGGUAGCAGCUCUGUAACUAGCAUUUAUACAGCAGCUGAUGAGAGAAAACUGUUAGUCUAAUAUAUAUACAGGUAUAUAUAUAAUAACAGAAGUCUGAUGGUGUUUUCUCAAGUCUGUUUCCCUGAUUAAAUGUUGUUGGACUGCGUAAUGUUUGACUCCAUGAGCAGAGGUGCGAGAAUAUUAGUUUAAAAAGCACCAACUGAAGAAGCGCUGUUUCUCUAGGGUGGCUCAGUGGUAAAGCUCAGGGGCAGUAAUCAGAAGAUCAGGGGUUCUGUCCACCACCAACCUGCCACUCAGGCCCUUGAGUAAGGCCCUCAACUCUCUGGGUUCUCCGGCACCGUAUCAUGGCUGACCUGAACGACAGCGUCCAAACAAGCUCGGCUAUCUAAAGGAAACUUCACUGUGCCGUAACGUAUCGUAACAAAUAAAAGCUUGUUCUCUGUUUCUGUAGGACAGCAGGGAACAGAUGAAUGACGUGUCAGUGUUUGGAGGCUUUUUGUGUAGACGUCUGUGUGUAAAUGAUCUGGCUGCAGUCAGCAUUACUGACAUCCAGCCAACUCCGAGUCCCAAAAUAACCCGGUUCCCCGGGAGUGUGUUCCAGCCUGAACGCUGUGGAUCUGCACCUUCAAGCUGAACAGCAACGCAGACACGGAUUUCUCCAGUCCUCUGAUCAUUAUUAUCAACUUCUCAGAUUUCAUCGCCAAGUUCAGCUCCAAAUGUCCUACAGAUCCAGAUAUAACGAUUCCCACUCCACGAAAACAGAGAUCGAUUUCACCUCGCCCGCUCUGGCGGUGAUGGGAGUCGAGCAGCUCCUUUUUGCCGGGAGAGCGAUCAACAGUCCUGCUAAUGAGGUCUGGCCCAGACUUUAUAUCGGAGACAUGGAUUUUGCAGAGAAUCGUGCAGGGCUUCGCAGACAAAACUUCACUCACGUGCUGAACUGUGCUCACAGCUCCAGGAGAGGCGAUGACUUUUACUCUGGAAUGGGAAUCACGUACCUGGGCAUCGAAGCCCACGACUCCCCUGCCUACGACAUGAGCGUCAACUUUAAUACAGGAGCAGAGUUCAUUCAUAACGCACUUAGGACAGGAGGUAAAAUCCUGGUGCACUGCCACGUGGGUGUGAGCCGCUCGGCCACCAUCGUCUUGGCGUAUCUGAUGCUGAAGCACAACAUGACCCUGGUGGAGGCCGUCAACACGGUUAAACAGGGGAGAGGGAUCAUCCCCAACCGGGGCUUCAUCCGACAGCUCGUCGACCUGCAUGUCAAACUGUACGGCUAUAGAUCCUGACCGCAUGACCAUCACAACACCUAGGGGUUCACGAGAGACCCUAGGGGAAUGAGAUAAAGGUGGUUUGCCAUCAUACCUAAUGGAAAACAUUAUGUGCAUUAGACACUGUUGUUAACUUCUAAGACAGUGGAAGGUUAUGGAGAGGUGCAGGAUGAUGCUGAUGUUAACAGCUGUGUUUUAUAAUGUUUAUAAAUAAUGGUCAGUUUUAUUGUAUUGAAAAUCAGUAAUGUGUAAAAAAAGCAAACGUUUUUUUCUUUACAUGGUGUGAAACUCAUUAAAUAUUUUCUUAUUAAAGAACUA
This is a messenger RNA of Hemibagrus wyckioides, 3039 nucleotides long. Its product is annotated as dual specificity protein phosphatase 26-like. The transcript has 3 exons. Gene Ontology annotation, cellular component: cytoplasm. Bases 2170 to 2739 code for a protein of 189 amino acids. Gene Ontology annotation, biological process: negative regulation of MAPK cascade; protein dephosphorylation. Lineage: Eukaryota; Metazoa; Chordata; Actinopteri; Siluriformes; Bagridae. Gene Ontology annotation, molecular function: protein tyrosine/serine/threonine phosphatase activity; MAP kinase phosphatase activity. The record is from RefSeq and is a predicted model, not a curated record.